AUGCAUGUCACCACAGCCCUCCUGCUCGCAGCCGCCCACGCCCUCCAGGUCAACCACAUCUUUAGGAGACCAACCCCCUUCCUCAACGAGAAGAACACAUUCACGGAAGAUGAUGGAUACAAGUUGCUCGAGGGCCACCGCGAGAAGCGCUUCAGCGUCGCGUGGGCGCGCGACUUGUUGCGACCGCCGAAACCCGGAAAAUUGGUGCUCGUAAGGCACGGCGAGUCCACAUGGAACCGCAACGCCACGUUCACGGGCUGGACGGACGUGGACUUGUCGGAGCGAGGUGAGAGGGAGGUCGAACAUGCUUCCCGUUUAUUAUUGGAAGCGGGUAUUUCGGUGGACGUCUGCUACACGUCGCGCUUGCGACGAGCGAUCCGUUCGAGCUGGAUCCUGCUCAAGGGCCUGGAUGCGGUCUACCGGCCGGUCUUCAAGAGCUGGCGGCUCAAUGAACGUCAUUACGGUAGUUGCAGUGUCCUUGAAGUUCGAUCGUCGCGUCGAUGGCGUCUUCGUGGUCUCACGUCACCGUGACGCCGUCGACGCGACCGCGACGCCAACGCAGGCGGCCUGACGGGCCUCAGCAAACCUCGAUUGGCCGAGGAGCUCGGCGAGGCGAGGGUCCAGGCCUGGCGCCACGGCCUCAGGGACCGGCCGCCGCCCAUGCCCUCGAACCACCCUUUAGAUGUGUCUUCAGACAGAAACUACGCGGACCUCGAGUCGACGCCGCGCACCGAGUCCCUCGAGGACACGAUGCAGCGCGCGCUGCCGCUGUGGCGCGAGCGCAUCGAGCCCGAUCUGAGAUCAGGAAAAACUGUCUUGGUCGUGGCCCACGGCAAUUCGCUGCGGGGGCUCGUGAAGCACGUCGACGGUGUCUCUGACGAGGCCAUCGUCGACGUGUCGAUACCGAACGGCAUCCCCCUCGUCUAUUCGUUCGACCGGUUUCCGUCCGGCGAUUUGAUCCCGCAUCGGACCGAGCAGAGUGUCAGUGCCCAUGUGUCCGGGGCUUUUUUGGAGGAGCGCGGGUUGUUGCGGGCAGCCCUCGAAGCGGAGGCGGAGCUCGUAAGGCGCGUCCCCGGCCACUUGAGACAGACGGACCAGCCCGCCGUGCGCGCCCUCGCGAAGCUGGAGCUCGAGCGAAAAUUAAUUGACCUCGCGGCGGAUCCGAGUCGGUUGGAACGGGCCGUGGAACGUUCUCGCGAGAAGAAGGCUCCGGCGGUGGACGCCUUGUACAUGGGCCUCCCCGCAGAAAGAGUCGUGACGAGGAUACCGAAGCAGUCGACGUGCCAGCCCGCGGCGUUCGCGGCAAGUGACGCGAUCGUCAUCCUGCGCCACGGGCGCACGGAGCACAACAAAUUAGGAUUAUUUACGGGCUGGGAGGACGCGUCUUUGGCAAAAGAAGGCAUCGCCGAGGCGAAGCGCGCGGGCCAGUUGCUGCGCGCGCACGGGUUUGCCGUUGAUGCAGUUUAUACCUCGUGGCUCUCGCGGGCCAUCGAGACGGCCUGGCUCGCCUUGCAGGAGCUCGACGCGCUCUGGGUGCCGAUCAUCAAGAGCUGGCGGUUGAAUGAGAGGAUGUACGGCGCGCUCACGGGGUUAUCAAAAAAGGCGAUCCUGGGCGAGCACGGCGAGGCCCGGUUCAAGCAGUGGCGGUGUUCAAACGGCGUCCACACAAUGCCACGUCGCCUCGACGCCGUCGACGUGGCCGCGAGAGAGCCUACGCGCCUCGUGAGAGAGUUGCCGCCGUCGUGACCACGAGAAGGGACGCGACGCGCGGCGAGGGCGUCGACGCGAGCCCAUACGCCAUCGACGCAGGCGCGGCUACACGACGCGGCCGCCGGCGGCGUCGUCCUUCUCGCCGUCCUACCCGGGCAACGACGAGCGCUACGUGCGCUAUCUCACAGAUGUCAGAUACUCGUUUCGCGAGUCGUUAGUUCGCUCAUUAGCAUCUGGCUCACUCGUACUCGCGAGAAAAAUACCAAAGGCCGAGUCCCUCAAGGACUGCAUGGAUAGGACUAUACCGUUCUUUACCGAUGAAAUUUAUCCGAGAGUUGUUGAGCAGCGAAAAUCAGUGCUCGUGUCCUCGUCAGAAAACGCCAUCAGGGGUCUGCUGAUGCACUUGUGCGAUAUCCCGUCCGAACGAAUCGCGGAGGUGGAGAUCCCGACGGGCUUGCCGUUAGUGUUCGACGUCAAGAGGCGAUGUUUGAGGCUCUUGGACGACGGUCGCUAUCCUGCGGAUCCCGCGGAAGCCCUAGCGAGGUGGAACUUCGGGACCGCGUCGGAUUUACUUUUCAGGCCCUGCGUGUCGGACGAUGAAGAUGACGAGUGUGCUGCGGAACUGCCCGACCCCGUGCUGCGGCUCGCGGAGGUGCCGUCGUAUUUGGAGGAUACUCCUUCUCCAAGUGUGGACGACAUGGUCGUCGGGGCGCUCAUGGGCGCGGAGUACAUGGGGGGGUAAGUAGUAGAAUGAAUAAGGUUAGGACCUCGGAUCAUCGAUCGGAAGGAGUGAAGCGUGGGGAAUGAUACUCAGGCCUUGAGGUCGACGACGGACCCGGCCUUGAUGAAGUCGUCGGAGGUGUUCAUGACCUCGCCGUAGACGAAGCGGCUCGGCUGAUCUUGGGCUUGAUCUCGUUGAAGGCCUGCGCGGUUUAACGGUCGCGUCGAUGGCGUAUGUACGGGACACGGGCACGCGCGGCGUCGAAGCGCGCCGUGUCUUUGAAUGAUUUCGUGACGUGGAGCACGCCGACGCCGCCCCCGCUGAGGUCGGUGGACACCUUGCCGUUGAUCGGCCCGCAGACGCUGUACUGGAUGUUCAAGGAU
Pelagomonas calceolata is the source of this 2814-nucleotide messenger RNA. Lineage: Eukaryota; Pelagophyceae; Pelagomonadales; Pelagomonadaceae. The record is from the annotation of a GenBank genome assembly.